GUUGUGCUGGGCGUGUCCUGCAUGACUAUAAAUCCCUGAAUAAACUUUUAGUCAGUCCCAGCAUUCUUCACUGAAGCUCAGUUUCUCCUCAUCCUUACUUGCACUUACAUUUGUAGCAAUGACUGAGUUGGAGAAAUCCAUGGAGUCCAUGAUCGUGGUGUUUCACCGCUAUGCUAAAGAAGGUGGAGAUAAAAACACCUUAAGCAAGAAGGAACUGAAAAAAUUAAUUGAGAACGAAUUACCCAACUUCUUGAAGAGCCAGAAAAACCAGGACACUCUGGAUCGCAUCAUGAAAGAUCUGGACCAAAACAAGGAUGAUGAGCUGGAUUUUGAGGAAUUCAUUCCAUUUGUCACCGGCCUCUCUAUUGCCUGUGAAAAGCAUUUCCCUUUGCUCCAUGAAAAGAAGGGCAAGAAGUGAAGUGCAAACAUAAAAUAAAACUAUGUUGACGUGUUUUUAGAUGGAGCACAUGUAGCACAACUGUGCAUCAGAUUCAAAUUAAAAGCGACCCUUGACAUGA
Molecule: messenger RNA, 518 nt
Organism: Melanotaenia boesemani (Boeseman's rainbowfish)
Lineage: Eukaryota; Metazoa; Chordata; Actinopteri; Atheriniformes; Melanotaeniidae
Product: protein S100-A1-like
Exons: 3
Coding region: 119-418 (99 amino acids)
Cellular component (GO): cytoplasm
Molecular function (GO): calcium ion binding
Source: RefSeq, a predicted model, not a curated record